AUGGCCAGCAAAGCCGUCGACGAAAACAUAGCCGAGCUCGUCAAUGCUGUCGAGCCGGAGGCCAAUACCUCUGUUGACAUCCCAAUCGAAGCAGCAUCAGACCCGAUUUCCAUACCUCCCGAGGCUCUCGCAGAUUCCAAGAACCCAGCCAUGGCCCAGGAACAACUCUCCGAUGCGAUUUCCCAUAUCCUUCUGGCAUCUUUAGAAGCUGCAACGAAGAAGCUGGUGAACCGAAACGAGGUUUCGGCCGAGAAGGAGGCAGGCCACGCUGAUACAAACGAAUUUCAAGUUCCUCGGGAACCUUUUUUAUCGUCGCCUGCUACUUUCAAGGUCCCCCAUUCUCGCAAUUUAGACUUCGUCGGCCGUAUUCCAGCACUCAGCCAGCUUUUUGGCAUGUGGAAUCCUGGCCAGACAUCCCAGGCUCGUAUCGCUAUUGUUGGGCUAGGAGGUGUCGGGAAGACAGAGCUUGCGAUUGAGUUCGUCCACAGAGUGCGCCACGUCUCUCCCACAACACCAGUUUUCUGGUUUGGGCCUGAUGACCUGGGAGUCACGGAUGGAAAGUCCGAUGCUGCCCCAGGUAUGCAACUGGAAGAGUGGAUCAGGCUUGACUGGGGCUCGGAGACCAUGCUGGUGGUGGACACAGCAGACCGAUUCGAGCUUUUGCAAGAUGACCUGCCUAACGGACGACUCAUGGACGCGCUACAGCAAUUCAAAGGCACGAUUAUCCUAUUGACAAGGAGUAUUCAGAACGCUGGGGAGCUGACUGGCUCUCACGGCCUGUGCGAAGUCGGUGAAUUGGACGCAGAUGCAUCGCUUGUUCUUUUCCGCAACCACCUGAGCCCUGAAGCCUCUUCAGCAACCGAGAUCCAGAUUCAGGAAAUUGUUGGUGUCAUGGCUUACCUACCCCGAGCUCUCGUUCAGGUCGCCGAAGUGGUGAACCGUACUGGAAUGACCGUGUCGCAAUUCCUUGACCUAUACAAACGGGCAGACCAGUUCAAACUGCGCCUUCUAGGUACGCUAGAUCCCGUCUCAGCACCAGACCAUGGUCUUUCCGUCUUCGGAAGAGGCGUGUUCGAUGUUCGAAAAUAUCGGAAAAGAUACCCAAAAUUCAGCCGCUUCCUCUACCAGCUCUAUUACCUAGGCGGCGUCUCGGUGCCGUGGAAGGUUUUUUCGGCCGAUGAUCCAAUCGACAUGGUGAUCAUAUUGGUCCUAGUUAGAGGCAAUUUCAUCAUCGUGGAGGACGUUUCGCAGCAGACUUAUACCAUCCACCCUCUGGUCUGUCUUGCAAUUCGAAACUACCUCGCUAGCAUCGAUGGCGGAAGAAGCGAGGACGACAUCGCCGAGGAGCGAAACUGGUACGACGAGAUCAUUCUCUCCUUCUCCAAGGUGUAUCCGGACGCCACUCAGGAUACGCGGGCCUGGUGGAAGCAGUGUUUUGCACAUCUUAUCAGGGGCUACAAGCUACACAACAAUGCCUUGAAGAUCGCAGUGGCUACAAUCUAUCAUCGGGAGUCCACUUUCUUCAAACGCAAGGGCAUGUAUUUUGAAGCGCUGAAGAUGACAGAGCUUGCACGGAGUGCUCUCCCUGAACCUAUACCACCAGAACAACUCGCCAUCAUUCAGGAAAAUGUGUCGCUUCUGCAUUCCCUGGCAAAGUACCGGGAGAUGCAUGAAGUUCUCCAAAAGACGUCUCCAGAUUCUGAUCCCGGGAAGCUCUGGAAGAAGCGAAUGCAGGCCAAGCUGGAGAUGGCCGAUUGUGCCAAUCAGUACGAUUCAGCCAUCGAGAUGUUCAGACAAGUCUUACUCACGGUACAAGCCUCAGAUGAGUCAGAGACCUCUGUUUCGGUGUCUAUGGACGAUCUAGGAGUUGUUCUGAUGCACAAAGGUCGAUAUCGAGACGCCAUUGCUCAGUGUCAAAAAGCUCUGACAGAGCGAAAGGAAAGCCUUGGCAGCUCUUAUCCGGAUACUCUCAGCAGUUGCCACAACCUAGCUGAGGCUCUAAAAAGGAAUGGAAAGUAUGACGAAGCUCUCCGCUAUAUUCAGGGAGCGGUGGCUGGGAGGGAGACCAUCCUCGGCGCGGAUCACCCCGAAACGGUACACUCAAGAGCCGUGAAGGCGAGCAUUCUUCGGUGCAAGGCGAUUUCCAUUAGCGACUUUGAGGAAGCAGAGAGCCUCCUCCUUGAAUGCAUUGAUCGUCUCGGCACCGUGUUGUCAAAAUCCCACCCGAUCGUCACCUCUUGCAGAAGUGAGCUCGCCUUGAUCUUCCUCGGGCGUGGCAAUUACGAUGUCGCAGAGCAAAUCAACCAAACUGUUCUGACCACGAGGGAGCAUGGACCAUGGCUCGAAGCCUCGACGCACCCCGACACAUUAUCGAGUCAGCACCAGCUCGUCGAAGUUCUUCGCUUGAAAGAAGGAUGCAAAGCCGCAGAUCUCCUAAGCGAGCGCGUCUUGAAUGACAGAACCGCUUUCCUGACAAGUGGCACUCUGUCCGGGAACGAUUUCCACCCAGAUCAGCUCGCCGCCCUGCAUGAUCGCGCCAUCAUUCUCUCUGGUCUCAAGCAGCAUCCCACCGCCCUGGAGAAAAUCGAUCUCGCACUGGCUGGGCGCAAGACGCUCCUCGGCGACGAACACCCCGACACCCUCAUGAGUCUGACGUGGAAAGGCGAGAUAAUGCGCGCCCAACUCCCUCGAUACCAAUCCGAGCGAGGGCAGAUUCUCGACUCCAUCGAGAGUAUGCACAGACAAGCCCACGAGGGCCUGUCCUGGAUCUUCGGCCCCGAGCAUCAGAAGACACUCCAGUGCUUGACGAACCUCGCCCUCCUGAAGAACGAAAGAGGCGGCCCGUUCGCCCGCGAAUCCGAGGAUCUGUAUCGCCAGAUCUGCAAAUCCUACCAGCGGACCCUGGGCGACCUGCACCCGGAGACGCUGAAGAGCAAGGGCCGGUACGCCGAGGCCAUGCGUGCUUCGAGCCUGGGCAAUCACUCCCCGGCGAAGCAGCUGUGGAGGGAAUCCUGCUCCGGGUUCGCGAAGAUGUACGGACCGGAUGCGUGGGUCACGGCUCAGGCGUACAAGGAGUACGAGAAGUUCCUGCGGACGUACCCAGAUUCUUGA
Drepanopeziza brunnea f. sp. 'multigermtubi' MB_m1 is the source of this 3111-nucleotide messenger RNA. RefSeq lists its product as uncharacterized. Lineage: Eukaryota; Fungi; Ascomycota; Leotiomycetes; Helotiales; Drepanopezizaceae. Gene Ontology annotation, molecular function: protein binding. The record is from RefSeq and is a predicted model, not a curated record.